GGCUAGUUUAUUGGGUGGCCGCAGCUUUCGGCAGCAGCGUUCGUGGAUUCGGUUUCGGCCUCUCCUUCCUGCCGAGUCUCGCCAUGUUGGCCGCCAACAUCUACUUCAUCUUCACAGUGGAGGCAGCAGGGUCCAUCUUUAGCCUCCAUCUGCCUCCUGAGGAGGUGUUGCCUCCACCCGCUGGCAGACAAAGGUUCUGGGGAUGAUAACUGAUCAAUAAUCAAUAACCUGAAAUAUUUUUGGAGAUUUUAUUUUUUAUGAACUGAAACUUUCAAACAGAAUAUAAACAGAAUAAAAGUUAAAAAAAAAAACUUUUUCUGUUAAAACAUAAAACAGAUUAUAACUCCUCGCAAAUUGUCUAUAACCCCGCCCACUCUCUCUGAUGGUUUUUAUUAAAUCUUAAACUACUUCCUGUUUCAUUUGUGGGGACUUCCUGUUUUUGUUGGUUCAUUGUUUGUUCUUUUAUGAUCAUUAAAUGUUGGAUUUUGUUAAAAAAAACUUUGGUUUGUUUUUAUACUUUAUACCAAGUAUCAUA
This is a messenger RNA of Morone saxatilis (striped sea-bass), 535 nucleotides long. RefSeq names its product transmembrane protein 79-like. Gene Ontology annotation, biological process: regulated exocytosis. The record is from RefSeq and is a predicted model, not a curated record. NCBI's taxonomy places the organism in Eukaryota, Metazoa, Chordata, Actinopteri, Moronidae. Gene Ontology annotation, cellular component: trans-Golgi network membrane; lysosomal membrane.